Molecule: messenger RNA, 678 nt
Organism: Anthostomella pinea
Lineage: Eukaryota; Fungi; Ascomycota; Sordariomycetes; Xylariales; Xylariaceae
Source: the annotation of a GenBank genome assembly
AUGGUCAACAAAGUGCUUGCGGCCUUCAUGGCCGUCGACGGGCUAUUCGUGGCCAUGGGCGCCGUCAUGUUGGGCUUCUCCGUCAUCGUCCGACAGACCUGCUUCGACGCGCCGACCAACGGAAACGACGCAGCUCGUGACCUGUUAUACCGGGAGUUCCCCUUCACAGCCGGCAUCGCCAACGCCAUCGUGACCUUCGUCGUGUUCCUGUGCACGCUCCCGGCGCUCGCCACCAACAGCCGAGGCUGGCUGAAGCUCGCGGGCUACCUGGUCGUAAUCGACGCCUUGUUCUCGCUGAUCAUCGGUGUCGACCUGUGGGUCCUGACCCUCAAGAUGAAGGAGACGUACCAGCACAUCUGGAUCGCGCAGAAUGGCGAAGUCCAGGAAUUGAUGCAGACGGCUUUCCAAUGCUGUGGCUACUUCAACGCCAGCUCGCCCGCCUUCAUCACCGACGCCACCUGCCCCAGCCCGGCUGCCGCUGCCCUCCUGCCCGGCUGCUCCACCCCGCUGACGUCCUUCGGCAACACCUUCGUGGACAACAUCUUCACGGCCGUGUUCGGCAUGGUCGGCAUCGAUGCUCUCUUCGUAAUGGCCAUCGCCUGCCUGCUGAAGGACAGAAAGGAGCAGGAACGCUACCGCCACAUCGAUGAGAAGAGCGGUGCCAGAGGCGGCUUCUAA